CCAUUUGUAUAAGUUUUUGCCGCGCAUUUACAGUUGACGUCGUCAGCAGCACUCAUAAUGGCCGACUUGGAGCGCAUAAGACUGGUMAUACUGGGUGGCGCUGGUGUAGGCAAAAGUUCCAUAAUCAAACGUUUCCUCUUCAAGACCUACACGGACAAAUAUCGUGCCACGGUCGAGGACCUCUUUAAUCGGGAAUAUGAUUUGGGCGGCGUCACACUGAAGGUUGACAUUUUAGACACUUCCGGUGAUAUGCAAUUUCCCGCUAUGCGYCGCCUAUCCAUUGCCACCGCCCAYGCUUUCAUGCUGGUCUAUGCGUCCACGUCUGCGCCGAGUUUUCAAUGUGCCAAACAGUGUUUUGAGGAGAUACGUGAGCAGCGCGCCGACUAUCAGGAUAUUCCCAUUGUUAUCGCCGGCAAUAAAUCUGAUCUGGCCAAUACACACCAAGAAGUGCGACUGGAAGAAGUCACAGACUGGGUCUACUGCGAAUUACCGCGACUAAGAGCGAAAGUGCUGGAGUGCUCCGCCAAGGAGGAUCAAAACGUGACUGACCUCUUCAAAACGUUGUUGUCACUAUCGCGAUUUCUACCCGUCGGGAGCAAUAAUGAUGGCACAAGUGGUCUCAAGCGACGCUCUUCGGCAUAUGUUAGCGCAUCGUCAAGUAGAAACAAGAAUCGUAAUGCCAGUCCUUCCGUUUUCUGUGAUAAAAAGUCCAACCUGGUCGAAGCUGUUCAUCCAGCCACCAGCAGCGGCGAUGCCAAACUAAAGCCCAGAUCUAGGUCACUCAUACGCCGUGGAUCACGCAAAACCAAACAGCAAAUCAACAACGCGUCCGAUGACUGUAAUUUGCAGUAAAGUGGCGGAAGGAGGCCAGCGUGAAACGUUGUUUGGACGAAAUUUCUUUGAAGAGCGCUAAGGAACGUCGUAUAUAAUU
Messenger RNA from Bactrocera latifrons, 931 nucleotides. Its product is annotated as GTP-binding protein Di-Ras2-like. The transcript is spliced from 6 exons. Lineage: Eukaryota; Metazoa; Arthropoda; Insecta; Diptera; Tephritidae. The record is from RefSeq and is a predicted model, not a curated record. Gene Ontology annotation, molecular function: GTPase activity; GTP binding. Bases 58 to 852 code for a protein of 264 amino acids.